GGAGCCCCGGCUGACUGUGGACUCCGGACACUCGUGGGCCGUCGGGAAGGACUGAACGGGAGCGCUUUGGUCCAGUGAGGCCCGGCCGGGAGCAGUCCAGGAUAUUCCUCCCACCUCCGGGGAAGCUUUGGGUGCCCGGGCAGUCGCCAGAUUCGAGGCUUGGUGGGCCCCCGUGCUCCAGAGGGGUGCAAAGUUUUUGUCUAGCGCCCCCUCCUCCUAAUCUGAGCCAGGUCCCGAUGGAUGCCGAGGGACCCCCUCUUUUCUUGGACGUCCGCCUGUGCGGCUACUUGCGGAAACAGAAGUCCCAGCACCGGCGCUACUUCGUGCUCCGCGGCGCCAGCUCCAGUGGGCCCGCUCGCCUGGAGUACUACGAAAGUGAGAAGAAGUUCCGGGCCGGGGGGCCGGGCUCACGCCCUAAGAGGGCCUUCCCCUUGGCCAAGGCACUGAGCAUCAGCAAGCGGGCAGAUGCCCGCCACAGACACCUCCUGGUCCUGUGCGGGCGAGAGGGCACCUUUGGCGUGGCGGCCGAGAACGCCGAACAGCAGCAGGCGUGGUACGCAGCUCUGGUGGAACUCCACGGCAAGGGGAAAGCAUCCCCGGACGGAGAUGGAGACCCGGCGCUCUCCGGCCCAGCGUUCAAGGAAGCCUGGCAGGUCAGCCUCCGUCCCAGAGGCCUGGGCCACACCAAGCGCCUGGCCGGCACCUACCUCCUCUGCCUGACCGACAAGACCAUCAGCUUUGUGAAGCUGAACACGGACGUGGCCGCCGUGGUCCUGCAGCUGCUCAACGUCCGGCGCUGCGGCCACUCGGAGAACUACUUCUUCAUGGAGGUGGGCCGCUCGGCGGUGACGGGCCCCGGGGAGCUCUGGAUGCAGGUGGAUGACCUGGUGGUGGCCCAGAACAUGCACGAGACUAUCCUGGAGGCCAUGAAGGCCCUGAGCGAGGAGUUCCGCGUCCGCAGCAAGAGCCAGCCCCUGGCCUCCCCGCCCAUCUCGGUGCCCCCUCGCCACCCGCCCCUCAGCACGCCCCCGCCCGGCCAGGCCGCUUUCCCCUGGAGACCCCGCCCCCCGGGGGCCUCCGCCGUGAGCAGGAGCCCCGGCCCCCCCGGGCAGAAGGGGGCCGGGCUGCAGAAGCCGGGUUCCUUGAGCGAUUACAGCGUGGUCUCCUCGGACGAAGGGGGAUCGAGCCCGGGCGACUCACGCCCGCCCAACACUCCCGACCGGCUGAGUGACCUGGUGCCCGAGGGGGAGCUGGACUACAUUGCCAUGGGCAAGCGGGCUCUGCCGGACGGGCGCGGCUUGGCCGGGUGGGGGGUGGGGCCCAACAAGCGGGCCUCGCUGCCCCCCCUGGCCCUGGAGAAGGGCAGCCUGCCCCACCGGAAGCGGGCCCUCAAGCCGGUCGCCGCCUCGGCAAGUUACCCGGAGGGCCUCAACCGCAGCACCGACCCCAGCUACAUGGCCAUGCUUCCCGGCGUGGCCCGCAGUGCGGAGGGCCAGGCCUACAUCCCGAUGACCCCGAGCAGCGCCUCCCCUCCCCAGGAGAGCGGCGGGAGUGGGUGCUGGGCGGCGGGGGGGGUGGCUCCUUGGCCAGCGACUACGUGA
Molecule: messenger RNA, 1601 nt
Organism: Gekko japonicus
Lineage: Eukaryota; Metazoa; Chordata; Lepidosauria; Squamata; Gekkonidae
Product: insulin receptor substrate 1-like
Exons: 2
Coding region: 237-1601 (454 amino acids)
Biological process (GO): insulin receptor signaling pathway
Cellular component (GO): plasma membrane; cytosol
Molecular function (GO): phosphatidylinositol 3-kinase binding; insulin receptor binding
Source: RefSeq, a predicted model, not a curated record